Messenger RNA from Lottia gigantea (owl limpet), 1092 nucleotides. RefSeq lists its product as hypothetical. Gene Ontology annotation, molecular function: protein binding. The record is from RefSeq and is a predicted model, not a curated record. NCBI's taxonomy places the organism in Eukaryota, Metazoa, Mollusca, Gastropoda, Lottiidae. The annotation marks the transcript as partial. The transcript has a single exon.
AUGGUAAAACCACCAACGCAGAAUACCAGAUGGUGGAUAAUAGUGUGGAUCCUGUUGUUCCAGAAAUACACAUGUGAACCGGAAGUGACAUGUCCUCAUGGAUGUAAGUGUGAUGUUGAUGUUGUGAACUGUCUUCACAGUAACUUGACGUCAGUUCCUGUGGGAUUAUCAAAUGGUGAUCGCUUGCAAGAACUUAAGUUAGGCCGUAACAAAAUUACAGAAAUCAAGUUAGAAUUAUUGGAAUAUAAAGAGUUACGUCUCUUGGAUCUUAUUAGUAACAAUAUAUCAACAAUAGAUGGCAGUGCCUUCAGAACACUUUAUAAAUUAGAAACCCUAUUUCUAUCGAGAAAUUUCAUAACAAAGACUGACAAAAACACGUUUAGAAAUCUAACAAGUUUGAGGUUUCUCGAUUUAAGUUACAAUAAUUUGAGAUGUUUGAAAAUAGGGAACUUCGAGGAUUUGCAGUCUUUGGUGAACCUGGAUUUAAGUCGUAACCAAAUAUCUUUAAUAGAAGCAGAAUCGUUUCGCUGUCUGGAGAAUUUAGAAAUAUUAAAACUUCCCAGAAAUCAACUUGAUCAGUUUCCAUGGAAAAUCUUUCAAAACCUGACGUCAUUAAAGAUGUUAGUUCUUGACGAUAAUCUACUCACGUCACUUCCUAUUUCUGCUUUCUCAAAUCUCAUUAACCUGGAAUAUCUGAGUUUGACGGGAAAUCGUCUGCAUGAGCUAUUACCAUCAAGUUUUAUGAUGUCAGACGAAGGAGCUAUUUCUUUGGAGCAACUUUAUUUACGAGGAACGGAUCUUGACACGAUUCCUGUUAAACUCUUUGCUAAGCUAAAAAAGUUAACAGUAUUAGAUUUGAGCAAAACGCAAAUUGUGUCUGUGAAAAACGAAAACCUCAAUGGAUUAUCGUCCUUGGAAUCAUUUAUCAUGACGUCAUCAAAUAAUUUGACCUACAUUGAAAAAGGUGUGUUUCAGGACUUGCAUUCGUUAAGAAAAAUAGAUAUAAGUGGAAAUACACUUCUCUCAGAAAUACAAUUCACAACAUCAUCCCUGCGCAAUUUAUCACUAUUUGAUCUAAGUGCAAAUUCCCUG